AAAACACAUACAUAUCUGUGUUUAGUUAUUAUGAGAUAAGAACGGAGCUAUUGAAAUUACUUUCAGUACUCGUUUGAAGUUUGAGGUUUCGGGUAGUGUAAAAUUAUUACAAUGGCAGUAAUAAUUUUAAUUCUAAUAUUUAUUAUCAUUGUUUCCUUCUUGUACAAUCACUUCACAAAAUAUAACAAUUAUUGGAAAGAAAAAAAUGUUGUUGGCCCAAAUCCGACGUUUUUCUUUGGAAAUAUAAAGGAUGCAAUACUCAGAAGAAAACCCAUUGGCGUCGUUUUCAAAAAUAUUUACGAUAAGUAUCCAGAGGAGAAAGUGGUAGGAAUAUUCGUAAUGAGAUCUCCUGAAUUGCUAAUAAGGGAUCUAGAUGUCGUGAAGAAUAUUCUAAUAAAAGACUUUGAUAUUUUUGUAGACCGUGGUGUUGAGUUUAAAAAGACGGGUCUUGGAGCAAAUUUGUUUCAUGCUGACGGCGAUACUUGGCGAGUUUUGAGAAACCGCUUCUCCCCACUUUUCACUUCUGGAAAGCUGAAGAACAUGAUUUACCUUAUAAGUGAACGUGGAGAUAUGUUUUUAAAGUAUGUAUCCCGGGUUAUACAGUUAAAUUCGGAACAAGAAGUCCACAAUAUGGUACAAAAGUUCACGCAGGCCGCUAUAGCUGCCUGUGCGUUUGGCGUAGACAUCGAUACUUUCAACCAAGAACACGAAACACUUCGUAGAAUCGACCGUAAAAUAUUUACCGUCAACUUUGGUCGUGAACUUGAGAUGAUGUAUCCUGGUAUUUUAAAGAAAAUCGGAGGCUCUCUUUUUCCAAGAGAGCUCAAUACAUUCUUUUUCGAUUUGGUUAAAGAUGUAAUUGUGCAGAGAGAUGGUAAACCAACUAAUAGAAACGACUUUAUGGAUUUAAUUUUGAAUUUGAGAAAAGAGAAGCGCAUUACUGGACCAAGGAGAACAGACGAUGUCACUGAGAGAAGUUUAGACAUAACUGAUGAGGUCAUGGCGGCACAGGCAUUUGUUUUUUAUGCCGCGGGUUACGAAACCAGUGCGUCAACUAUGGGUUUCUUCCUGUACCAAUUAGCUCUCAACCCAGAGAUCCAAGACAAGGUAGUGGCCGAAAUAAAUGAAGUAUUGAAGAAACAUGAUGGAGAGAUGACUCUACAAGCUGUUUUGGAUUUGACUUACAUGGGCAAAGUUUUCGAUGAAACAUUGAGAAUGUAUCCGAUUGUAACUGAAUUGAAAAGAAAGUCUAACAACACCUAUAGCAUACCUGGUACUAAUGUAACGAUAGAGAAGAAUCAGUUGAUUAAAAUUCCGGUGCUUGGCAUCCAUUAUGACGAAAGGAUAUACCCUAACCCAGAGAAGUUUGACCCAGAGAGAUUCUCCCCCGAGAACGUGGCAUCGAGACAUUCGUGCGCAUUUUUGCCUUUUGGACUUGGACCUAGAAACUGCAUCGGGACCCGGUUCGCGCAGGUACAAUCCCGGGUGUGCUUGGCGAAGCUCCUCUCCCAGUUUAGGGUGGAACCCUCCAAGAACACCCCACUUAAAUUCCAAUACGAGCCUCGACGUGUUGUGUUGUACCCCAAAGGUGGUAUUCCGAUCAACUUCGUUCAGAGACAUGAUAUAUGAGGACGCGGCAUUACAUCUACCUUUGGCAUCUAAAAGUUCUGCCCCAAUAGCCAUAACUAUAACUUUUUCAAUAAUAUUCCGCCGUCCAGUGCUGCGUGAGUGGUAGCAUUUCUUCGUCAACCUGAUCAGGCCGGUCGAAAUUGUCACUUGAUGUUGGAUUAUCAAUGAAUGGUUUUUCAAUGUCGGCACACAUCUCCAGUCCUGUAUAUUCUCGCACGAUUAACCAUUGUUGUAGUUGCAGAUGCAGACAGCUGAGCAUUUGCAGCUUAUUUGAGUUACAGUUAGUUCAAAUUUUACAAACCUUUGAGAAGCCGUAUCUUAUGAACUAUUUGGAUUACUAAAAAAAUUAUAGUCAAUUCAUUGCAAAUUUCUUCUUCUUAAAAGUGUGCAUAGUGACGUUUGCCGUAACUCCAGAUUUUGGUGGAAAAAAAUUACAACAACUGAAAAAAGUCCUAAAAUUUAAUUGAUUUUCAUGUACUUUUCAAUGAUCCCAAGGGCUUUUGAGGUUGAAAACUUGUAUUUGUUAAUACCAUUUCAUCACUACCAACAUAUUAAAAAAACAGAACUACCUCAUUUAAUGUUAGGUAAAAUGUACCAAUUCCAUGGCCUAUUAAACACAUAGAAAUACCCAUUUCAGGAAGUAAUAUCCAUGCUCACACAAAUAAAUACACAGUUUUCCAAUCUUCACAGAUAUAAAUAUAUGACCUUACUGGGAAUUGGGCCCAGGUCCCUGCCUACAUAGGCAGGGUCACAACCAACUAUGCUAGUCAGGUUGUCUUAGUGUAGAAAUGAAAGGAAUGCCUAUGAA
Messenger RNA from Cydia pomonella (codling moth), 2437 nucleotides. Its product is annotated as cytochrome P450 6B5-like. The record is from RefSeq and is a predicted model, not a curated record. The coding region runs from base 112 to 1629 and encodes 505 amino acids. Gene Ontology annotation, molecular function: oxidoreductase activity, acting on paired donors, with incorporation or reduction of molecular oxygen; heme binding; monooxygenase activity. The transcript has 2 exons. Lineage: Eukaryota; Metazoa; Arthropoda; Insecta; Lepidoptera; Tortricidae.